CUCCUUUCAUAGUGUUAUAGUAAAUCAUUAAACAUGAAAUGAACUUCUGAGCUCACCCUAUGUACAUUUCCAAUGGUGAAAGAAACUAAACAAGAAGAAAAUAUAGGAUUCUGUUCCAUGUGUCUGUGGCUUCAGAGACAAGGGCACUUCUUUCCUCCUGAGAUGGGGAGGGUACCUCUGCAAUGAAAGUUGUAUGACCUAUGAAGAAGAAGGGCUGAAGAAUUUUCUGUUCCUUCAGAUGAUAGAGAAAAUUUCUACCCUAUUUCAUAAUAUCAUUAAAGAGAUAUUUGGAGCCAAGUCAAUUUUCUGUUACAUAUAAUAAAGAAUGGCAUACAGUUGGCAAACAGAUUUAAAGCCUAAUAAAUGCGAUGAAGAUCAGUCUGAACAUCAAGAAUUUCAUCUUGUAACUCAACCCAUGCCUUCUAGACAUGUCCGUCUGGGUUUUGAUCAUCUCAUAGAUGAAAUCAGUAAUAAAAUUCCAUUCUGUCAGGGUGAAAUUGAAGAAAACACCUUUUUUGUGUCCAAUGCAUCAAACUGGGACACAAAAAGGCAUUCAUUGGAUAGAACACACCAAAUAUCCUUGAAUGAAUUCACUUCUGAAGUCCCUGAGUUCUCCUGGCAUCAAGUUGGGAAAACAUCAGCUAUUGGUUUUGAUGCUUCUGUGCUACCAAAACCUCAAAUCAUGAAUAAAGAAAGCACCUGGGAAAACUCCAUAGGAAAAUAUCAUGAUGUUGAGGACUCCAGAUUCAAUAUUUUAACUCCAUCAUCCACUAGUUUGCAUAAAAUUAGUACACAAAGAGAAUUGGAAAAUGAAAAUCAUAACUACUAUAUAGGAUUUGAAAGUACCAUUCCUCCUGUUUACCCAUCCUUCCCAAAUGACAUCAUGCCAAAAGAAGAGAACAAAAGAGGAAGCAUGAACAUUGGAGAACCUUCUCCAAUGUUCAUUAAAGGUUCUUUUCUACCCAAGACAAGGAAAAUCGUAUGGCCAGAAAACAUUGAGCUUAUAGGUUGUUCCAUUCAAAUAGAUGAAAUACCUCAAGGCAGUAAUACAACCCUGGCUUCCUUUUGUGACAAAGUUAAAAAACUGAGAGAGGCAUAUCAUGCAGCUGACAUUAAUUCCAACUCUGGAAGGAUCUGGAGCACCACUACAGCAUUUCCAUUUCAGCUCUUUUCUAACACUAAGUUCAAUAUAAGUAUUUUGGCUGAUAACUCAACACAACUACUUCAUCUUAUGCCAGAUGCUAAUUAUCUUGUCAAAGACCUAAUUGAAGAAAUUCUACAUUUAUGCGCCAAUGACCAGCUCUUCCCCAAAGACCAUCUUCUGAGCAUAUGUGGUUCUGAAGAAUUUUUACAGCUUGAUCACUGUUUGGGGAGCCACAAAAUAUUUCAGAAAGAUAAAUCCAUCAUUCAACUUCAGCUACAGAAAAAUAGGGAAGUUCCAGGAAAGUUAUCGAGAAAGAAUGAGGACGACCACUGUCAGUUUCACCCAAACCAACUUCUAGAGUUUACGCACGUUUGGAAAGUAUCCAGACAAUGCCUCUCAACAAUAUUAAAAAAAUAUGAUUUCCACCUGAAAUACCUAUUGAAAACCCAGAAAGAUGCAGAGGAGAAAAAUUUGUCACCCAUCUCUUCUAAUGUUCAAAAUACUUUACAGCAAUAUGCAGAUGAUGUUAUUGAAGAAACUAAAAAUAUAUGCAGUGUUCUGGGGUGUGUGGAAAUCAAACAAAUUACAGAUGCAGUGAAUGAACUAAAUCUAAUUCUUCAAAGGAAAGCAAAGAGUUUUCAUCAAAAUUCACAGACUUUAGCAAAAGGCUUUAUAGAGAGAGUGACAACUGAACUGUCCAUGUCCAUCUACCAGCUAAUUGAUGCCUAUUGUCACAGCUUUUAUGCAGAUUUUCAGCCUGUAAAUGCACCUGGAAGCAUUUCCAGAGUAAAUCCUGGACUCCAUUCCCAUCUCAGCUUCACUGUCUAUGCAGUGCAUAACAUUCCUGAGGCCUGGGUGGGCAGCUAUAAAGCAUUUUCUUUUUCCUGCUGGCUUACAUAUGCUGGAAAGAAGCUGUGCCAAGUGAGAAACUACAGAAAUAUUCCAGUCAAAAAAUUGUUUUUUUUCUUGGUCAACUGGAAUGAAACGAUCAAUUUUCCUCUUGAAAUAAAAUCACUUCCAAGGGAAUCCAUGCUUACUAUAAAACUGUUUGGAACUGACUGCACAACCAACAAUGCAAAUUUACUGGCCUGGACCUGUCUUCCAUUGUUUCCAAAAGAAAAAUCCAUUCUCGGGUCUCUGCUUUUCAGCAUGACAUUACAGAAUGAGCCUCCCAUAGAACUGAUAGCUCCAGGAGUGUGGGAUGGAAGUCAGCCAUCCCCAGUGACCCUGCAGAUUGAUUUUCCAGCUAUUGGUUGGGAGUAUAUGAGACCUGAUCCUGAAGAGAAUACAACCUAUCUUGAAGAACCAACCAAAGAGUGUUUGAAACAUAUUGCCAGACUUUCACAGAAACAGUCUCCUUUACUACUCUCUGAAGAAAAGAGAAGAUACUUAUGGUUUUAUCGCUUCUACUGCAAUAAUGAAAACUGCUCGCUUCCUUUGGUCCUGGGUAGUGCCCCUGGAUGGGAUGAAAGGACUGUUUCAGAAAUGCAUACCAUCUUAAGAAGAUGGACAUUUUCUCAUCCUUUGGAAGCACUCGGACUUUUGACUUCCAGUUUUCCAGAUCAAGAAAUUCGUAAAGUGGCAGUUCAACAAUUAGACACCCUCUUGAAUGAUGAACUACUGGAAUAUCUCCCACAGCUGGUUCAGGCUGUCAAGUUUGAAUGGAACCUUGAAAGUCCUUUGGUGGAACUCCUACUACACCGCUCCUUGCAAAGCAUCCAGGUGGCCCAUCGUCUUUACUGGCUGCUAAAAGAUGCACAGAAUGAAGUUUAUUUUAAAAGCUGGUAUCAGAAGCUGUUGGCUGCUCUCCAAUUCUGUGCAGGAAAAGCCUUGAAUGAUGAGUUUUCUAAGGAGAGGAAACUUAUCAAAAUUCUAGGAGAUAUUGGAGAAAAAGUCAAGUCUGCCAGUGACCCUCGAAGACAGGAGGUACUAAGGAAAGAGAUUGGCAGACUAGAAGAAUUCUUUCAAGACGUUAAUAGCUGUCAUCUUCCUCUGAACCCUGCCCUGUGUAUCAAAGGGAUUGAUCAUGAUGCAUGUUCAUAUUUCACAUCUAAUGCUUUGCCAUUGAAGAUUACUUUCAUCAAUGCUAAUCCAAUGGGCAAUAACAUCAGCAUUAUUUUCAAGGCUGGAGAUGAUCUUCGCCAGGAUAUGCUUGUUCUGCAGAUUAUUCAAGUGAUGGACAACAUUUGGCUUCAGGAGGGUCUAGAUAUGCAUAUGAUCAUUUAUAGAUGUCUAUCCACAGGAAAAAGCCAAGGACUGGUGCAGAUGGUGCCUGAUGCCGUAACCCUUGCAAAGAUCCAUCGCCAUUCUGGGCUGAUAGGACCCCUGAAAGAAAACACCAUCAAAAAGUGGUUCAGCCAGCACAACCACUUAAAGGCAGAUUAUGACAAGGCCUUGAGGAACUUUUUCUAUUCUUGCGCUGGCUGGUGUGUGGUAACGUUCAUCCUGGGAGUUUGUGACCGUCACAAUGAUAAUAUCAUGCUGAUAAAGUCAGGCCACAUGUUUCAUAUUGACUUUGGAAAAUUUUUAGGUCAUGCACAAACAUUUGGAGGGAUAAAAAGGGACCGAGCCCCUUUUAUUUUUACUUCAGAGAUGGAGUACUUUAUUACAGAGGGUGGGAAAAACCCACAGCAUUUCCAAGAUUUUGUGGAACUUUGCUGUAGAGCAUAUAAUAUUGUCAGAAAACAUAGCCGACUGCUCUUGAACCUGCUAGAAAUGAUGCUACAUGCAGGAUUGCCUGAGCUAAGUGGAAUCCAAGACCUGAAAUAUGUGUAUGAUAAUCUUCGUCCACAAGACACAGACCUGGAAGCAACAAGUCAUUUUACCAAGAAAAUAAAGGAAAGUCUGGAGUGUUUCCCUGUUAAACUGAAUAACUUGAUCCACACACUUGCACAAAUGUCAGCCGUCAGCCCUGCCAAGUCUACUCCACAGACUUUUCCCCAGGAAUCUUUUCUGCUGAGUACAACCAGGUCGAUUCAAAGAGCAACAAUUUUAGGGUUCAGCAAGAAACCCAGUAAUCUGUAUCUGAUCCAGGUGACCCACAGUAACAACGAAACAAGCCUGACAAAAAAAUCAUUUGACCAAUUUUCAACACUCCACAGCCAACUCCAGAAGCAGUUUGCCUCAUUGACUCUCCCAGAGUUUCCUCAUUGGUGGCACUUACCUUUUACAAAUUCAGAUCACAAAAGAUUCAGAGAUCUUAAUCAUUAUAUGGAACAGAUACUAAAUGGAUCACAUGAAGUUGCAAAUAGUGAUUGUGUACUCAGUUUUUUCCUCUCUGAACCUGUGCAACAUGCAAUUGAGGAACCUUCACUUUUGGACCUAGGUGAGAAGUUUCCAGACAAGAAUCCUAAGGUACAGUUAGUGAUAUCGUAUGAGGAUAUGAAGCUGACCAUACUAGUGAAACACAUGAAAAACAUCCAUCUCCCAGAUGGCUCUGCGCCCAGUGCACAUGUUGAAUUUUAUCUUUUACCAUAUCCCAGUGAAGUUCGUAGGAGGAAAACAAAAUCUGUUCCGAAAUGUACCAACCCCACUUACAAUGAAAUUGUAGUAUAUGAUGAAGUCACAGAGCUCCAAGGACAUGUCUUAAUGCUUAUUGUGAAGAGCAAAACUGUAUUUGUGGGAGCGAUUAACAUCCAACUCUGCAGUGUCCCACUCAAUGAAGAAAAAUGGUAUCCCCUAGGAAACAGUAUAAUCUGACCAUUGCUAUGAAAAUAUGCAUUAUUCAUUAACUACUUGUAAUUUUUUCACUUAGAGGUCUCUCUGUCACAUAAGCAGGACAUCUUUAUUAUCAAAGAUAGCAUAGGGUAUUAAGGACAUAAGAAAAAGAAAUCACAAUCAGUCUUUUCAAACUGCUUAUUCUCUAUUCUUACUUUCCUUGUUUUUUUUAGAAUCUUAUCUUCUUAAAUGGAGUGCUCAUUGUGUACAAUUCAGUGUGUAAAAUAGUAAAAAGAAUUAAUUUUAAUACAUAGAUUAAUUCAAACAUACUUUCACAUUUUGUCUUGUUUGCCUAGGGUAAAAAGCAAUGCUUGUAUUUUCCCAGAAAUACUAUCAAAUCAAUAAAUCUUA
Messenger RNA from Sciurus carolinensis (gray squirrel), 5212 nucleotides. It is a transcript of the gene Pik3c2g, whose product is annotated as phosphatidylinositol-4-phosphate 3-kinase catalytic subunit type 2 gamma. Lineage: Eukaryota; Metazoa; Chordata; Mammalia; Rodentia; Sciuridae. Bases 326 to 4843 code for a protein of 1505 amino acids. The transcript has 36 exons. Gene Ontology annotation, cellular component: phosphatidylinositol 3-kinase complex; plasma membrane; cytoplasm. Gene Ontology annotation, molecular function: 1-phosphatidylinositol-3-kinase activity; phosphatidylinositol binding; 1-phosphatidylinositol-4-phosphate 3-kinase activity. The record is from RefSeq and is a predicted model, not a curated record. Gene Ontology annotation, biological process: phosphatidylinositol 3-kinase/protein kinase B signal transduction; cell migration; phosphatidylinositol-3-phosphate biosynthetic process.